This is a messenger RNA of Olea europaea var. sylvestris, 1488 nucleotides long. RefSeq names its product protein BPS1, chloroplastic-like. The transcript has 2 exons. Bases 211 to 1266 code for a protein of 351 amino acids. The record is from RefSeq and is a predicted model, not a curated record. NCBI's taxonomy places the organism in Eukaryota, Viridiplantae, Streptophyta, Magnoliopsida, Lamiales, Oleaceae.
CCCACAACCUCAACCUCCAAUUAUUAUUAUUAUUUUUAUCUCUAUGAAUAUAUACGUGCAGCUGUGUAUGUAUUUUCUCCGUUCGUGUAAUAUUCUUGUUAGAACAUAGGAUUUGACUUUCGAUUUCCGACUUUAAUUUUUAUUAUCGGAUCGAACUUUGGGCGUUAACCUUUUGAAUCGGUGAAGAUCUGAUAUUUGCUUUUACAUUCAAUGAGUCGUCCACAGGAUCCCCACAGGCCAUUUCUCCCAUUUGGAAAUCCCUUCCGAAAUAUAUUACCUAAGGGCUCUUACCUGUCCCCAAAGCUUCUCGCUCUGUUGAAUACUUUUGAGGAGUCAUUGGCAGAGAGGCUUAAAAAGCUUAAGCCAAGGGACAGGGAAGAUGUCCUAAGCUUAUCGUGGAUGAGAUUUGCCAUCGAGUCCCUUUGUGGAAUUCAUACUGAUAUAAAGAUGCUUAUCACGGCCCUUGAAUUGCCUGUCAGUGAUUGGGAUGAUAAAUGGAUUGAUGUAUACUUUGAUAAUAGUGUGAAGUUGCUGGAUAUUUGCAAUGCUUUCACCUCUGAGAUCUCUCGACUCAACCAAGGCCACCUUUUUCUUCAAUGUGUCUUGCAUAACUUGAGCGGUGACUCAAUGAAUUCUGUGCGGGCACUCGCAUCACUGGACGGAUGGAGGCAGCAUAUUAGUUCAAAGAAUCCAAGACUUGAGAAUUGUUUUUCCAUCAUGGAUGGUCUUGUCAAAACGCUAGACCUACCGAAGAUUAAAAACUCUGCAAAAGGAAAGGUUUUGAUGCGCGCUAUGUAUGGAGUCAAAGCUGUAACAGUUUUUGUAUGCAGUAUAUUUGCUGCUGCAUUCUCCGGUUCAGCAAAGAAAUUAAUUGAUCUACAGGUUCCUGAUACAUGCCUGUGGGCAGAGGCUUUCUCUGGUCUGCAGACUUUUGUAAAUAUUGAAAUAAGAAGCAUAUACUUGAGCGGAAGGGUCACUGUUUUGAAAGAGCUAGAAGCAGUUGAUGCAAGUGUCAAAAAAUUAUACCCCAUUGUACAAAAUGAGGUCGACCCUAUUGAAGCCGAGAUGUUGCAGAACCAGAGAUCAGUUUUAGGGAAGUCGGAAGAGAAACUUUCACAUGGACUAGAUCUACUUUCAAAGGAAGUUGAUGUUUUCUUCAAAAUUGUUCUAACAGGACGAGAUGCUUUGCUUGGUAACCUUAGAAUUGGUGGUAAUGCAUCUGAAUCAGUAAAAACUGACAAAGUAGGAGGCCUGACUGUGAAGUGAAUGCUAAAUAUAGGCUCUCUCUUGUAUACACAAGUGUGCAGCUAUGGACUUCAACUUUUUGAGGUUAUGGAUAUACUAAAUUUUAAGAUAUGUGGCUCUAGUUACCGUGAAUCUUGUGAGUUGUGGUUUGUCAAUUUUAAUGUCGUUAUAUGUAUGAACUUUUAUGUAAUGCUAAUGAUAUAUAUAAUUUGUACCGCUUGCGCUAAUGAGUUCUUUCUCCCA